UCUUCGUUGCUCAAUGCUCCUACCUGAUGUCCCUGAUUCGAAGCUCGGAUAUUCCAUUAAGUAUUUCAUAUUAUAGUAGUUCCAGUUCAUGUCAGGGGAGUCCAACAAUUGCUGAUACGAUCCAAGUUGAUGAUUCCAGUCUUGAAACUCCUAUCAGUCUUUAUGAACUCUUCAACAAAUAUUUGGGAAUAUCUGUGCCUUCUGAAGCAGAAGACGUAACUGCCCAAAUUACUGGAUGUGGAAAUAAUAUGAACCUUAAGCUCUGCUAUUCUAGUAGCUGUAAAACGAUUCCAUUAAACGAUUGCAUUGACAUUGACCAAGUUGUAAAAGACUUGAUUGGAUUCAAUCCUUUUGGAGAUUUAGGGAGCAUUGACAUUGGACUUACAGGACCAUCCUGUUCAAGCGGAAUCCACUGUUUCUCAGCAGAUUCAAAAGUUAGCUUGGAUGACUUUCAAGAAAUCGACAUGAGAUUCUUAAGAGUUGGCCAUAAGAUUUUUACAUACGAUACCCAACUACACAAGACACGAAAAACAGAAGUUAUUGGAUGGUUGGAUAAAAGAGAUGACAUUGCUGUCAGCUUUCUACACAUAACUCAUGAAAUGGGACAUUUGAAAGUAUCGCCAUAUCAUCUUCUCAUGCGAGUUGGUUCAAAUAAUCAGGUUGAUCACGUAUAUGCAAAGGACAUCAAGAUAGGCGACCAGUUUUUCUUUUAUAAUACCUCUCAUUCCAAGUCCAGUCAGGUGACUUACAUUCAGCAGGUUAGGGAAGUUGGUGCCUUCGCUCCUCUCACUUUGGAUGGAACAUAUUUAGUGAACGGUGUACUUGUUUCAUGUUACGCACACUUUGCAUCUCAUAAAAUGGCUCACGUUGCAUUCGCACCAUAUCGUCGUUACCACUUGCUAUUUGGCAAGUUGUUCAGGUCCCAACUUGGACAUUAUAUUCAGUUGCUCAAAAGUAUAUCAAAAUGGAGUAGCAAUUUUCGUUUAUCUAAAGGAAUCAUUGCCUAAAUGAUGCCUAAGACAAGUAUUUGUUGGUAUAUUUCAGUAUCUCUCAUUGUUUGCUUCGUUUCGGCUAGUAAAAUAUCGUUUCUCUUG
Galdieria sulphuraria is the source of this 1094-nucleotide messenger RNA. RefSeq names its product hedgehog. The coding region runs from base 27 to 1007 and encodes 326 amino acids. The transcript has a single exon. Gene Ontology annotation, biological process: regulation of gene expression; protein autoprocessing; smoothened signaling pathway. Lineage: Eukaryota; Rhodophyta; Bangiophyceae; Galdieriales; Galdieriaceae. Gene Ontology annotation, molecular function: calcium ion binding; patched binding. The record is from RefSeq and is a predicted model, not a curated record.